Platichthys flesus (European flounder) is the source of this 4881-nucleotide messenger RNA. RefSeq names its product spermatogenesis associated serine rich 2 (gene spats2). Gene Ontology annotation, cellular component: cytoplasm. The transcript has 13 exons. The coding region runs from base 376 to 1974 and encodes 532 amino acids. The record is from RefSeq and is a predicted model, not a curated record. Lineage: Eukaryota; Metazoa; Chordata; Actinopteri; Pleuronectiformes; Pleuronectidae. Gene Ontology annotation, molecular function: protein binding.
CCAACCUGGCAACCCGGGGGGAGUCUGGUGGCAGAAAACCUCGCCAGCAGCGGAGUCUCGGUUCCAGAUCGACCGACGACAGGAGCUGCGCCGCGUCCCCGAGCUGCGGAUCACUUCUCCGGCCCAAGACAAGUCUAGAUCAUUCUGGUGAAGAAGCAAAAAGAGAACCACAGUUUUUCUUCUUCAUGGUGGAGGACUGAUCUGGACCUGCUGCCAGUUGUGACCCCCCCACUGGCGUCUCAACGGAGAAACUGUCGAAGAGAAAGUUACCACACGUGGAGUCUUCGUCUGAGCAACAGCUUAAACACGCAGUUAUCUUACAAUCUGGACGAAAGUUAAACCAAGCAUCUCUUUCACACACGUCUUUGCAACAACAUGGCAAAGAAAAACAGCCAGAAGGAUACUUCGGGGGUGGUGUUCGACACGCGCUCGAAGAUGGUCAUGUCCCAGGGAGGCACGGCGGAGAGAAUGAAGGAGAAGAUCAGCGCUGUCAGAGCAGUCGUCCCCAACAAAAGCAACAAUGAGAUCGUGCUGGUGUUGCAGCAUUUCGAGAACUGCGUGGACAAAGCUGUGCAGGCUUUCAUAGAAGGAAGCGCAGUGGAGAUCCUGAAAGAGUGGAAUGUCACCGGCAAGAAGAAGCCCAAGAAGAAGAAGAAGCCCAAGCCUCAGCCCGAGGCCUCGGCAGAGCCCGCUCCCCCGGAGGCGCUGUCGGCCGGGGAGGGAAAGGAUGAGAUGAACGGGUUUCACGCCAACGGCUCGGUGGUGGACGGAGAGUCACUCGAUUCUCUGAGUGAACAGUUGGACUCGGCCUCCCUCGACGCAGCAGAGCUUGACUCUGAACCCGCCACGUCUGAAACAACUGGUGCAGAGGCAGAAAGUCAAGAUAGAGCCGAGAGUCCCGUGUCUCCACAAGAAGGGCGAAACCAUCAGGCUCCCAGAGGCAACAAGGCCCGGCGCCGGCCCGGCCCAAAUUCACAUCCCCCCACUUCCUCAUUAGGAGCCAUCACUGAUGAACAAGGGUCACAAGCAGUCAAGAAGAUCGCUUCCACCAUCGACCGCUCUGUGAAGGACCUGCAGCGAUGCACCGCCUCACUGACUCGCUACAGGAUGGUGGUGAAGGACGAGAUGGACUCGUCCAUCAAGAGAAUGAAGCAGACGUUUGCCGAGCUCCAGAGCUGUUUAAUGGACAGAGAAGUGACGCUGCUCUCAGAAAUGGAUAAAGUGAAAGCAGAUGCCAUGGUGAUUCUGAACGCUCGGCAGAAGAAAGCCGAGCAGCUCCGACGGCUGACGGACAAGUCGGCGUCCAUGUCCGAGGAGCAGCUGACCGAGCUGCGCGCAGACAUCAAGCACUUUGUGAGUGAACGUAAAUACGACGAGGACCUCGGGAAAGCAGUGAGAUUUACGUUUGAUCUGGAGCCGCUGAAGACGAGCAUCACUGGGUUCGGAUCAGUUUAUCAUCCACGUACAGGAUACUCAGCCCGGUCCCGCUGUAGCUCCACGUCCUCUUCAGUCGCCAGCCCGAGUCUCCAGGAAACUCCGCCUCCUCCUCCCACCCAGAGCCCCCCCAGUGAACACCGCCCCCCACCAAACAAACAGAUUUUCCAGGGCAACAGGCGCACUUUCCAGGGCCAAGGGUUCCACUCGGGUGGCCAGCGGUAUAACGGCGGCUCUUACCAGGAGAGGAACGCUGCUCGCGCUAACCACCGCUACCAGAGCGAUGGAGCUCAUCCUGCACAGCGCGCCACCAACUCGAGGGCUCCGUCCAAUCCCUCCCAUCCUUCUCGUCCCUCAAAUCCCUCCAAUCCCUCCCGUCCCUCCAAUCCCUCCCGUCCCUCUAAUCCAUCCCAACCCUCCCAUUCCUCCAAUCCCCCCCGUCCUUCCAAUCCCUCCAAUCCCUCCCAGUCCUCCCAUAACCCAGACCCAUCGUCUCACAACGGGCUGCCACAGAGGCCUCCGCGGACGCACUGCCCUUGACAUUUGGAAAUCCUGGUCCCGAUCAAACACCCCCGCCCCCCCCAGCCCGAUUAACCCCUGCACUCUCCUCCCUGUAACGCCCCCCAUCCCCCCCCCCCCCAUCCCCGACACCCCGCACACACACACCCUACUAACUCCUCUCAAUGAAGAAUAGAACACAAGUUUACAUACUUCCAUCAGUCGAGCUGUAGUGCCACCGCUCCUCAUCAGUCCACUCAUCCCUCAAACUUGAAACGCUCUCUCGCUGUCGCUCUUUCUCUCUUUCUUUCUCUCUUCUUCUCUCAUCCUGGUUUAGGUAGCCGCUUCUAUCUUUAGCCCGUUUGAGAGAUCUCAUCGCGGCGCUAUCGACAGACUCUUGUUCUUCAUCUUCUUGCUUCCGAGCCGCCUGCCAGAGAGCGACAGGAUCAUCUGCAGCGAUUUGUGCUCCAUUGAAGUCGAGCUCGUAGAACUAUUUCUGUGGCGGCAUUACACCUCCACAAUUUGUUUUUUUCCUCGUCUCCCAGAAACAUUUCAAAGGCUUCACUGUGGAACUCGUCGUAGAAGUGCAAAAGUAGUUCUAGCGUGAACAGGGGUCCGGGGAGUAGACCUGCGAUCAACACUACAGACUAUUGUUAAUCUCUUUAAGGUAAAAGACAAAAUACCAGAGAACAUAUCAAACUGUAAUCCAGAGCUUUUCUUACGGCUGCUAUCAACCUGAGGGAGUUUGUUAACGCUGUGAACUCUCAAAGGAAAAGUUCCUGACAACUUGACUUGAAAUGAGCUCAUUUGCUUUGUGGCCGAGCGUCAGCGUACAAACACGAGAGGCAUCGAUGUUCUUUGAGUGUGAAGCUGCAGCUAAUCAGCUCAUCUUAGUGUAAAGAACAGAAAGCUCAUGUUAGCUCGUUACCUUUUGUAGAACUAUGUCAGAGCAAAUGUUUAAAAAGCUAAAAACAAAGGAAUCUGUCCUCACGCUGUUUCAUACUCCUCCACGUGUCCCAGGUGGCUUUUCAUCCAGUUUGUUCUUAGUUCAUAUGUUUUGUUAAAUGCACACUAAUGGCAUUUUUCUGAUGCGCUUUGCCUUUGGUCACAGAGCCACCUGACGUUUUCUUUUUACCAAUGUCUGCUCCACGACGGCUCUUUCAACAUCCUAAAGGAGAGCAACCUGCCAGAGCGUCUCUGCCUCUUUUUCUAUCCUCACUUGAUCUCUCGUCCAAUCAGAAGGUUGUUAUCGACUUCGCAGAUCUCUUUUUUUCUUUUUCUAUUGCUUCCGAUUUGUCGCCCUAAGGCUGUGGACAGGGUUCAUCUCUUCGUUGCUGGUGAAUACCUCAGUGGUGAUGACCUGUUAUCAGAGGUGUCCACGCAGCGGGACUCUGACUGAGAGACGGGAACCACCGGUGUCUCGAGGGAAACUCCCCCUCACGUUAAAGCUGCAUUUCCUUCAUGCGUCGUCUUCCCUCAACGCAUGAAGACGAGAGGGACGUUUUGAAGGAAACAUUUAUUUUAUUUUGUUGAAAGGAAUUAAUUUAGUUUUCUCUCCCGAUUUGUGUUUCUUAAUCAGGUUUUCUGAUCAUAGGGUUUUUUUUGUUUUUUAAAAAGAAAGAUUAUGUUCAUGAGUAUUUUUUGGAGAAAUUAGUUCUCAGUUGUUUUUCGCGGCUUUCGGUAAAUUUGUGCUGUAACAGUUUGACUUGAAGGAAUUUAAAAGGAAUUGGGAAAUACGCUUUUUUUACUUUGUUAUCUAGAGACGAUAAAAAGAAAAACUCCUGGACAAGGAGUGAAGUUUAUACUUUGUUUUCUGAAGGGAAACGUUCAUGGAUGAAGAAUAAACUUCUGGAUCAUCCAGGAUCAUCUCGUCCAAACUGGGUUGAGAGGCAGAAGGAAACUGGAGUUUAAGUGGGAAACGACAAUCAGUUUAAUGGUCUAUUUUCAAAUUGCUUUAGACCUCAGGCCAGAUGAAUGUGUUCCUCUACGGAGACUUGAAACCAAUUUAUUAUCAACACAUUAGUCGACAUGUGAAAAACUAAACAAAUAUUCACAUUUCAGAAGCUGGAACAAGUCAACUAAAAGAGGAAUCAAUCAUCAGAAUAGAUGCUGAUAAAUAGUUUCUGUCUACAAAUGAAUCAGUUAAUCAUUUCAGCUUCAGUUCAGUUUCUACCUGGAGGUCAACAAGCGAUUUGCCGCCGGCUCCGGUUGAUCCAGCGCUGGGUUAGAAGGUGAAAAAGUGUAUUUCCUGAGAAGUUGAACUCCUUUUAAAUUUCUUUCUGAGACUUUAAUUGACUGAAGUUGUUGGACAUUCUACAACGAAGCUGGACCAGUUCCUCUGCAGACCGACAGUUCAGCUUCUACUCCAGAGAAUCUGCUGGACGCGUUCAGAGACGUUUAGUUUCCUCGUCUGGGGUUUUUGUCCGUCUCGCUUUAACCACUUUUCGUUGUCUCACAUUCCAGAACAGUAGGAAAAUUAGUUUAUCGCCAAAGAAAUAAUCACAUCCCGUUUUUUAAGAAAAUAAGAGAAAGAAAAAAGUUGCUGCCUUUUUGUUUUGCUUGUAAACAUUUCCAAAGGGGUAAAGCUCCAACACUUCUUUCUGUUUCCUCCUGCUUUACUUUCUGAUUCCUUACUGUAUAUACAUAUAUGUAGCUAUAUAAUUUUGUGCUCCCAUAGGGCAUUCUGUAUGUGAUAUUCAUAUUAGGCAUAAUGGAGGUUCAAACAUCUAGUCCAUUCAUUCUUCCAGUAGAGCCUGUGUCCUCCAGACGAUUUCUCUGAGACAACUAUAAACUCAAGUGCCUUUUUCUCGUCUCCCACCGAUCCAUCGAUGUCCCCUCCACCAGAGUAUGGACCAAAGACAUCAGCCGUCCCCUACACCCCCCCUCUCUCUCUCCUUCUCACUGAAUGGCACACUUUUCAUUUACUACGAAUAAACCGUUUGCAAUACU